GUUCCCCCAGUAGCGGGCAGAGGUAAGGGCAUUUUUUAUGAGCUACCAAGUCUUAUUUGUCUGUCCAGGUGUAAAUUCACCUUAUUGCAGUUUCCCCGUAUGCAUCCGUGGUACCUACACCUUGCUGACUAUUCGAGAUUGUCUUUGACGUGGCAGAAUCCAAGACUGGGGCCAUGGACCUGUGCCUGACCAUCAAGGGGGUAUCCUUCCUGCUCCAGGCAGGGCUGGGCAUCUUGGGUAACCUCGUCGUGCUGCUGGCAUACAUCCACAUUGUGCUUGCAGAAGGCCGCCUUCAACCAGUGGACCUGAUUAUGGGCCACCUGGCCUUUGCCAACUUGAUGCUCCUGCUUACUCGCUGCGUCCCCCAGACCAUGACGGUCUUCGGCCUGCACAACCUGCUGGAUGACCCGGGCUGCAAGGUGGUGAUUUAUAUCUACCGCAUCACGCGCGCCCUCUCCGUGUGCGUCACCUGCAUGCUGAGUGCCUUCCAGGCUGCCACCAUCGCCCCGAACAGCCCACGCUGGUCCGCCCUCAAGACCCGGCUGCCCCGGCUCAUCCUGCCUGUCUCGGUGGGGCUGUGGCUCCUUAACAUGAUCGUGUGCAUUGCGGCACCAUUCUUCUCCAUCGCCCCGCGCAACGGCACCGCGCCGCCCUUCACGCUCAACCUGGGCUUCUGCCACGUCAACUUCCGUGACAACCUGUCAUACGUGGUCAAUGGUGUGGCCAUCUCCGUCCGCGACUUCCUCUUCGUGGGCCUCAUGCUCUGCUCCAGCGGCUACAUCCUUCUCCUCCUGCACCGCCACAGUCGGCAGGUGCGGAGCAUCCGUAGCUCCAGCCGACGCACCCAGGGAGACACGGCGGAGACACGGGCGGCCAAGACUGUGGUGUCCCUGGUCACGCUCUACGCCAUCUUCUUCGGCAUCGACAACGUGAUCUGGCUCUACAUGCUGAGUGUGCCGCAGGUGCCCGCUGUCAUCGCCGACAUGAGGGUCUUCUUCUCCUCCUGCUAUGCCUCCUUCAGCCCCCUGCUCAUCAUCAACUCCACCAAGAAGAUCAAAGCCAAGCUGGUAUGCACCGCGGCCGAAGAGGAUCAGUCGUCAGAGGCCUCUAGCAACAAGAACACAACUUGACUGCUGUUCGGAACUACUCUUAGCUGGAGACCUUUUCUCAACCCUUCUAACAUACGUAAAAUUUCAUCCAUUGACAGGGACCUAUUAGGAAAUGGAUUCUGGGAGCACAACCCAACAAAAUAUGUUCAAGCCAUCCAUCUUCCAAUUGCUUACCAGUACAGACUAACACUGAGCA
Messenger RNA from Brienomyrus brachyistius, 1305 nucleotides. RefSeq names its product olfactory receptor class A-like protein 1. Lineage: Eukaryota; Metazoa; Chordata; Actinopteri; Osteoglossiformes; Mormyridae. Bases 174 to 1130 code for a protein of 318 amino acids. The transcript has a single exon. Gene Ontology annotation, molecular function: pheromone receptor activity. The record is from RefSeq and is a predicted model, not a curated record. Gene Ontology annotation, cellular component: membrane. Gene Ontology annotation, biological process: G protein-coupled receptor signaling pathway.